GGUGCCGGCAUUGGGUCCCGCCCCCUUACGUUCAACUUCCGCUCGGGGGAAAGACCGCUUCCCGUCCCUUGCGCUUGCCCAAAAUUAUGGCUACGUCUCCGCCUCUGCGAGUCUUGUGUCUGGCCGGUUUUCGGCAGAGCGAGCGGGGCUUCCGCGAGAAGACUGGAGCGCUGCGGAAGGCGCUGCGGGGUCGCGCAGAGCUCGUGUGCCUCAGCGGCCCGCACCUGGUCGCGGACACAGCGGGCCCUGAGGGCGCCGGGCCACACCCCGGGCCCUGCCCUCCGGAGGAGCAACCUCGAGGCUGGUGGUUUUCCAAACAGGAGACAGACGUUUUCUCGGCACUGGAAGAGCCCACGGUGUGCAGAGGUCUGGAGGAAGCCCUGGGAACGGUGGCACAGGCACUGAGCAAGCUGGGGCCUUUCGAUGGGAUCCUUGGUUUCAGCCAGGGGGCCGCGCUAGCAGCCCUUGUGUGUGCCCUUGGCCAAGCCGGCGAUCCCCGCUUCCCUUUGCCCCGGUUUAUCAUCCUGGUAUCUGGUUUCUGUCCCCGGGGCCUUGGCCUCAAGGAAGCCAUCCUGCAGGGCCCCUUGUCACUGCCUUCCCUCCAUGUUUUUGGGGACACCGACCGUGUCAUCCCCUCUCAGGAGAGUAUGCAACUGUGUAGCCGAUUUGCUGGAGCCAUCGCCCUCACCCACUCUGGUGGCCACUUCAUUCCGGCAGCCGCAGCCCAGCGCCAGGCCUACCUCCAGUUCUUGGACCAGUUUGCAGAGUGACAGAUCAACAAAUGCCUUUGCCUCUGCGUUCCCGCUCCACUCCCCACCCCCUAAUGGGGACACAUGAUCUUGAUGCAGCCUCUAUAAUCCCUGUCCUCCCCUUCUGUCCCCUACUGUGACCUCAAGAGACAAAUAUCAAUACUUAAGGCUCAAAUUAUAUCAGCCCAGCUCUGCACUCAAGAAAAAGAGGAUUAGGAGGCCUAAUGGACUUUGACCAUGGCAUCUGAUAUUCAAAUAAUAAGAAAGGUCAGUGGAGCCCUGGAUGAGUGGAGAGUAACACGAAAAGCAGAGACUGGCAGCACUGUGACUGGUACAAAAUAAAGUGGUGAUUUGGAUUUUGA
Mesoplodon densirostris (Blainville's beaked whale) is the source of this 1111-nucleotide messenger RNA. It is a transcript of the gene OVCA2, whose product is annotated as OVCA2 serine hydrolase domain containing. NCBI's taxonomy places the organism in Eukaryota, Metazoa, Chordata, Mammalia, Artiodactyla, Ziphiidae. The transcript is spliced from 2 exons. The coding region runs from base 87 to 770 and encodes 227 amino acids. Gene Ontology annotation, biological process: response to retinoic acid. The record is from RefSeq and is a predicted model, not a curated record. Gene Ontology annotation, cellular component: cytoplasm; nucleus.